AUGGAAGAAUCUAAUGUCGAGCUGUACACCAGCUCCACCCUUAGUGGUGUGAAGGUGUCCAUUGCACUGGAAGAGCUAGGCAUCCCUUACGAGUUUGAGCAUCUCGACAUCUCCACCAACAGACAAAAGAAACCUUGGUUCCUUGAGAUAAAUCUUAAAGGCCGCAUUCCUGCAGUCACUGAUACCCUUGCAGAUAGCACCGAUGUGGUUAUCUUCGAUUCUGGCAGCAUCCUUCUCUAUCUCGCGGAACAAUACGACAAGGACCACAAUAUCAGCUUUCUAGUCGGUUCUGCUGAGCACUGUGAGAUGAUUAACUGGUUGUUCUUUCAGAAUGCUGGUGUUGGACCCAUGCAAGGCUAA
Molecule: messenger RNA, 360 nt
Organism: Penicillium angulare
Lineage: Eukaryota; Fungi; Ascomycota; Eurotiomycetes; Eurotiales; Aspergillaceae
Exons: 2
Coding region: 1-360 (119 amino acids)
Source: RefSeq, a predicted model, not a curated record